This is a messenger RNA of Prosopis cineraria, 2285 nucleotides long. RefSeq lists its product as uncharacterized. Bases 157 to 2046 code for a protein of 629 amino acids. NCBI's taxonomy places the organism in Eukaryota, Viridiplantae, Streptophyta, Magnoliopsida, Fabales, Fabaceae. The transcript is spliced from 18 exons. The record is from RefSeq and is a predicted model, not a curated record.
CGUUCCACAGCUCAUCCAAACAUGCACUUCUCAAUUAAGCGGCAAACAGGUUUUCGAGAAGUCUCCGAUAGGCGAUAGUCUCUGGGCUCCUUGCGGAGCGUGGGAACUGAAAUAGUCGCCAACCUUACACUCUCAAUACUUGAGCAAUCUGCAUCCAUGGAAACACCGCCAGAGCAGAGUCCGAGUCUUGAAGACUGCUUGAAGCUAUUGAAAGGAGAUCGAGACGAACAGCGCCUUGCCGGCCUUCUUCUUGUCACCAAGUUUUGCAAAGGUGAUGACCUCUCCUCCCUUCGCAGGGUUUACGAUGCAGUGGGACCUCUCUUUCUCGACCGACUACUUAGGACUGGAAUGGGAAAAGGAACUAUUACCAGUGGCCGAGAAGAUGAUCGGGAUGCGUAUUUACAGCUAUCAGUUACAGUUCUCGCUGCUUUUUGUCGUGUUCCAGAGGUUGGUUCCUUGGAAGAUAUGGUUUUGAAGAUCCCACUUAUAUUGGAAGUAAUGUCCACGGGACCAGGUUCAUCUGUCCUUGAAGAAUGCUUUGAAUUUUUGUACUUAGUAUCCACUGCUUCUGGGAAUGGUAUUAUGAAGUUUUAUGAAUCUGGUGGUAUCAAGAUGUUAGCUUCUCAGAUAUCUUCUUUGCGAGAUGGUUCUCAUCUCAUGGACAUCUCUCUCAAACUUGUGCAAUUAAUUCUGAGCAGGAUAUCCUUGGACAUUAUUAUGAAGGACUGCUUAUCUGAGCUUGCAGUCAUCGUGGCAGCAAUGGCAAGGCAGUUUGCUGUCUUACACAACUCCUUGAAAUUUGAAGCUCUCCAUGUGCUUUGUGCUAUCAUUUCUUCAAAAGAUGUAGCACCACUUUUCAAUGCCCUCCGUUUACUUCCUAAUGAUAGUUGGUCACAUGAUAUGCGCACUGGUAUUGUGGCCAUUUUGCAGAAUCGUGUUGCUCCUGCUGUAAGGCUUCAGGCUCUCAUGUUGGCAGAGUCUAUCAUUUCCAAUUCUGGAGAGGGUUGGUUGAUCAACCACGGGAGCAUGAGUGAUGCCCAAGAUAGCCCUUCAGCUGACAUGUGUCUAUUGCUUGUCUUGGAGCAGUCAAGGGUUGAAGUUGCUGUUCUUCUGAAUGAGCUGGCCUAUUUAAAAUAUGAAGCACCCAAGGAUACUUCAACCACUGCUGAGGCAAUUCUCUUGAAGCGACGAAAUGUGGCUAUUGCCUACUCAUUGAUUGAGAAAAUAGUAAAAUUAAUGUCAAAUGUUGAUGGAAAUGAUGGUAACUUCAUUGAUGAGGCCACGUUAACAAAGUUGAUCUGUCAGCUGAACGAUACUGUUGGUGUCAUUCUAGAGUAUCUGGAAGAUGCAAAGGAACAUGGACAGAAUAAUGGGGAUGAUUUGCUUGCUUCAGUGCGGAUAAUUGGGAGCUACCUGGCUGAAGCGCCCUUUGCAUGCAAGGAGAAGGUCCAGGAACUUCUAGGGUAUAUGCUUUUUGUUCAAGGUGAAGAUGAAAAGAGCCCUUUCUACUCUGUGUGCUUUUUACUUCCGAUGCUGUGCCAAAUUACAAUGAAGGUUGAAGGGUGUAAUGUUCUGGCUUCUUGUGGAGGACUAAAUGCUGUUCUGGAUUGCUUUACUAAAUUAGUAGGGUCAAAAAAUUAUAUGGUUGAGGAUAAUGGCUGCGUCUUCUUGGCAUGUGAUACAAUCAUGAAUCUCCUGCUAAAGAAGGACAAAUUGCAAUUGGUGUUAGAGGAAUCUGCUAUUGUCAAUAUCCUAAAGGCAUUGGCAUAUUGGGCAGAAAACACUGGAGACACAUCAAGUAUGAUGAUGGCUUCAAGCAUAUGCGCGCUGAUAUUUGAUUACACAUCCGAGGAGUCUCUCUUGAAUCAUCCUGAUUUCAACCACAGUGCUCUUCUCAGUCUUUAUCAGCUGAUUGCUAGAUGUCAGGCUUCAUCUAGACAGGAUACUAAAGCGGACAUGGAUCUUGUAGAGAUUGUUGCUGCAGGUUACUCUCGGUGGGCUCAUCGAUACCCUCACAUAGGGGAGGUCAUCAAAAACAUGACUUGAUGCGAUACUUGGUACCGUGUUGAUGCUUCCGAGUCUCGACGUGGCAGGACGAUGUGGUGUUUACCCAAUAUUUGUGAUUUGUGAUUGCGUUUUCUUAUUGCUAUUUGUUGUUUAAAGUGGCUAGUUGUUGAGACUUGUGGGGCUAGGCUAAGCAACUGGUAUGCCCCCGUUUUCAAAGUGGCCACAGCUGCCUUGUAGUAGUUUAUUAUCAUAUUAAUUCAGAAGGUAGGGUUUUAUCA